Molecule: messenger RNA, 3321 nt
Organism: Microthlaspi erraticum
Lineage: Eukaryota; Viridiplantae; Streptophyta; Magnoliopsida; Brassicales; Brassicaceae
Source: the annotation of a GenBank genome assembly
AUGGGAGAAAGUUCUGAACUUGAAGAAGGUGAGAUGGAUUGUUCUACUGGUGAAGCCGUUGUUGAUCUUGACGUUGAUCUCUCCUACAUUGACAAGAAGGUGCAGAGUGUACUUGGCCACUUUCAAAAAGAUUAUGAAGUGGGAUCUCCGGGCAUGGUUGGUCCAGAUAUCUAUCAGUAUGGAUCCUUUUUGCCCACUUACAAACGUGAGCCGGCGGUACCACCAUGUCAACGAGGUUCCUUUGGGAAUCAUGCCGUGCAAGGAUUUGCAAACAAUGUACCGGAGAAGAAUGUGGUUCAGAAGUUUCAGUCCAUGCCUGCUACAUCUUGUAACUUAGUAAGCAAGCAGGGUCCUCAGAACUGUCAAACGUCAGGAUCCCUUUUGGCUCAAGCUCCUGUAAAGGUUCCCAUAAUGAAAGCAAUUGCAAGUAUACCAGGCAAUGGUUUGUCUGAGCAUAAGCCGAUCAGGGUUCGGAUCAAAAUGGGCUCUGAAAUCUUGUCUCGGAAGGUCACAAUGGUUUGCAAAGAUCUUGGUCUCACUGAUUCUCCGAAUUCAACAUCCCGAACCAGCCAUGGAGAUGAUGGUAGUCGAAUGCUACCUCGUACAUCCCUGGAGAAAACAAGUGAAUCUCCUUCCUGCAUUCUGCGGGAAAUGACUGCCAUUCUCAUCCCAGAGGAUCUACUGAUGUCGCCUCUUCCUGAUAGUCUACUUCUUGUGAAAGAUAAGGAGAAGCAAUAUACUUUACUGGACAAGGCAGGAGAGGAACCUUCUAGUAAGUCACAAAACAAGUUCUCGGAUGUUUUAAGUAGUGGGGGAACUCCAAGUGGAAAGCGAAGGAAAGCGGUAGACUGCUUUGAUGCUACCACUCGGAAUGGUGUGAUGAAGAAGCAAAGAAUUUUUCCCACUGGUCAGCUAGCCAGGGAGAGCUUAGCUUGUGGUUUAGGUGGGAAAAGUUCUGCUGAUGGAUUUACAAAGAAAAGUAACUUGCAGAAAGGUAGAAAAAGGGAUGGGGAAAGUGGUCCACUUGUGGCAUCUGCCAUAUCAAGCAAAAUGAAGGUUGUUGGGAAACAUGCUGAGAAGGAGAAGAAUCCAUAUCCAACAAAACUGAAACAGAACAGCAGCAGUAUCGAUUUUGGUGAUAAAAUGUUACCAAAGACGCCUUUCAAGGAUGCUACAUAUAUCGGUCAAAAUAGCAUGGACAUUGGGCUUGAUUUGGCUGUUGCACCUUCUUCCACUAGUCUUGAUCUUGAUAACUGGGCCCAGUGUGAUAGUUGUGAGACAUGGCGGCUACUGCCCUUUGGCAUGAAAACUGAGCAGCUGCCUGAGAAGUGGUUGUGUAGCAUGCAAACCUGGCUACCUGAGAUGAAUCACUGUGCCAUCAGCGAGGAAGAGACAAUAAACGCUAUAAAAUCCUAUCAUGGUGGUACUCAGGCUCACGGUCCUGAGACUGGUGUUACAUUUCUCUCUGAUGCGAGUAAUGCUGAUAAAAGCUAUCAACCUUUAACCUCUGGUUCAUUUCCUAAUCCAAUUGAAAAGAAGUCUACCGUGAAAGACUUAUCAAGAAAUGGCCUGGUUGAUGCUGCAAAGCCUAUGAGAAAAAACCCACAUAUGAUUAAAAUAAAAAACAUAAAGCUGCCGCUAGAGCCACUUAAUGCUAGUCAGAUAUCCACAGACCUUGGUGUGCCACAGGAUUUUGAUCAGAAAAAGAUUGACCAGAAAGCGAAGUGGCGAACAGCAGGUAGUGGUAAUCAGAUUAUGAUCAAGAAGAAAACGGAGGGUGACCAUCAAGCAAGUGAAGGUUCCAAGCAAAUCAAGACUGGUGAUGGAAACAAACUCUUCAGAGAUAUAAAAGCAGAAGAAAUACAUUGGAAACAAGAUCAAGAUUGGACUCCUGCAGACAGAAAAAUUAAGCGUCAUGACAACGAUUUUUGCACUUCAGAUGUAGAGCGAGACUCAAAGAAAAGAUUACUCACAUCUAGAAAGAAACCUGAUCACAAACCUCAGCUGACAAAUGCUAGUGGCUCCUUGUGUACGAAAGCAAAAAAAAUAAGGUUGGUGGGUAACAAUGGCAACAAUUCAAAACUUUCUGCAGAUGGUGAGGAAAAACUCACCUCUAUGGAGUUUAAAGCAGACCAAAGAAAUGAAUUGUUUCAGUCAAAGCAGAAUGCUGAUGCCUCAUGCAGAUUCUUCUCUGGUGGAAGUGGGCAAGUUUCUGGGGUAGAAACAUCAAGCUCUUCAAAGGUCUUGGGAUCACAUAAAAGUGUUAGAAGAUGUGUGGAAGAAGCAAAAGCAUCCCCUGUUGAAUCAGUAUCCUCUUCCCCUGCAAGGUCUUCAUGCCCGAAAAGUCUUGCAUUAGCUGGAGAGCGCAUAUCUCGACAAAACCAAAACUUGAAUAGAAUACCCCUCUCUCAGGAAGCUGAUUGUGAGUCAACUCAUCCUGGAAACAGGAACCAGCCAAAACCAGAAAUAUGCAAACAGAACUCAAAGUUUGGUGAUUUGCGUUGCACAAGUAUAAAAAAAGACCUCGAAAAUAGAGCUGGGAUAGAGAAUUUCAGUUCCAUUAGUCAUGAGACUAUGGAUCGAUCCUCCCAGGGUGCAAAUGUUAUACUUCAAGAGGCUGAACAGCUGAGAACGUAUGCUGAAUGUUUGAAGAAUUCUAAAUUUGAUUACAAGGAGGCCCACUUUAUAGCGGCUCUAAAGUAUCUCCUUGGAGCUUCACUUCUAGAAAUGCAAAGUACUGAGAAAGUGGAAGGGGAGAAGAUGCGCCAUGUUGAAGCGUACCAUACUGCUGCAAAACUUUCAGAAAGCUGUGCCAGUCAAUAUGAAAUAAACCAAGAAAUGGCUGCAGCUGCUUUGGCCUAUAAAUGCAUGGAAGUGGCUUGCAUGAGGCUAGUGUAUGGCAAAACUCUAGGUCAGCAGAGUGGAGAAUGGAAUGAAUUGCAAAAAAUUGUAGUACAGAUCACUCCUCUAGGUGAAUCACCGUCAUCAUCUGCUUCUGAUGUCGAUAGCUUUAAUCAUCAAGGGGUGAUUGAUAAGUCUGCUAAAACUAAAAGAGGUCUUUCCCAUGUUGCUGGAAACAUUCUCCCUGUUGCUAUAACCCAGCUGAAUUUUGUGCCGCUACUGGACUUUACAGAGAACAUGAAUCUAGCAAUGGAAGCCUCAGCAAAAUCCCAAAAUGCUUUUAGAGCAAUGGCUGUCACCUCAGAAGAAACUCAGGAUGAAGAGCUUGUCUCUGCUAUCAAGAAAGUUGUCGAUUUCAGUUUCCAUGACGUGGAAGCGCUUGUACGGAUGAUUCAGCUUGCCAUGAAAGUUCUUAGUUGA